Messenger RNA from Sclerotinia sclerotiorum 1980 UF-70, 474 nucleotides. RefSeq lists its product with no specific name. NCBI's taxonomy places the organism in Eukaryota, Fungi, Ascomycota, Leotiomycetes, Helotiales, Sclerotiniaceae. Bases 1 to 474 code for a protein of 157 amino acids. The record is from RefSeq and is a predicted model, not a curated record. The transcript is spliced from 4 exons.
AUGGAAAAUGACCCAUUUACUUCUCCACAGUUAGAGACCUCAGGAGAUACGGUUCAUUCCCCGUAUGGACAUUACGGAGACCUUGAGACCAUAACCGAGGGUCUUGAGGCGAAAGCUUACGAUUUACGUUUGGACGAGGGAUCCUAUCUGAGGCUUAUGCAACGAUUGAAUCUUGAGCCGAAACCCUAUGUUCCUGAUGAUUACUGGGAAGAUCCGGAACCUGCACUCUCAAGCCACGGCUCAACCGAUCAGGAGCAAACAACUUCUAACCACGAUCUUAAUAGAGCCCCUAGAGGUCAAUUAUCCAAGCAACCGCGGGGCCAUCAUAUCGCGGCUAUUACAAACCUGAGAUACCCCACACAAUUUGACCCAGUCGUUCCCACCCUCGAUCCUGCCCCUACUGGCCGGCAUCGGGAUAGAAGUAACCUAUCAUUGACUCCGAGCCUACGAGGCAAGGAUCACGAUCAACUAUGA